Molecule: messenger RNA, 201 nt
Organism: Triticum turgidum subsp. durum (durum wheat)
Lineage: Eukaryota; Viridiplantae; Streptophyta; Magnoliopsida; Poales; Poaceae
Source: the annotation of a GenBank genome assembly
AUGAAGAAUGGAGGCAAUUCAAUUGGUGUUGCGUCUGCAAUUUACGAAGAAUGCUCCUUUCUAUGUCAAGGUUUUGUGAAUGUCAAAUUCGAUCAUUGUCCUAGGGAAGCCAAUCAAAUUGCGCAUAUUUUAGCUUGUAAUUCUAAUGUUUCUCUUACUAACAGGCGGCAGCUAGCAGGAAUCUUCCCUUUUUUAUCUUAA